AUGUCACAAGCAAUAUUUAAAAGAGUUGGAAAUUAUGUUAGAGAAAGUUAUCCAAUUUAUGUUGGUAGCAAGGCAGUGACGUCGACACCAUUGAAUCGAUUGGGAGUAGUUGAUAAAUACACUAAUCAAGUGGUGAGUCAUGUGCCAAUGGCAGACAAGAAGAUUAUAAACGAUGCUAUCAACCAGGCCGUGCAAUCAGAGAGCAAGAUGAAGUCGCUGACUGCAUCACACCGCAAGGACGUGUUGCUCGACAUGGCCAACAAGAUUAAAAACAGAGCUGACGAAUUGGCAGCAACGAUUGUAGUAGAGGUUGGUAAACCAUUGGCUGACGCACGUGCAGAGGUUGGUCGUGCAAUCGACACGUUUACAGUGGCUGCUGAAGAGGCGAUUCGACAAAACGGUGAGUACAUUCCACUCGACAUAUCGGCCAAAAACAAUGGCUUCCAAGCCAUCUCAAAGCGAUUCCCCGUCGGUGCAGUGUCUAUGAUUGCUCCAUUCAACUUUCCCCUCAAUCUAUGUGCACACAAGAUCGCACCUGCUAUCGCUGCAGGUUGUCCAUUUGUUCUCAAGCCAUCGGACCGUACACCUAUCAGUGCCAUAUUGCUCGGUGAGAUGUUGGCCGAGUGCGAUCUCCCCGCAGGCGCAUUCUCCAUCUUCCCCACAGAGUUGGCCGAUGCCCCCAUACUCAGUAAAGACGAGCGAUUCAAACUAGUCUCGUUUACUGGGUCACCUCAAGUAGGCUGGAAGAUCAAAGAUGAGGCCGGUCGCAAAAAGGUCGUGUUGGAGCUCGGAGGCAAUGCCGCCUGCAUCGUCGACGAGGCCAUCAAAGAGUCCUAUUUGCACCAUGUUGCCGCACGUAUUCUCUUUGGCGGUUUUUACGCUGCUGGACAGAGCUGCAUCUCUGUGCAACGUGUUUACAUCCACGAGAGACACUACAACCAACUCAAAACCAUCUUGUUGGAGCAGACUCAACCCCUCUCCAAGCGUCGUGGCGAUCCAAUGAACAUCAACACUUUCCACGGCCCAAUGAUCGGUGAAAACGAUGCCAUUCGUGUCGAGAAAUGGGUCAAUGACGCCGUCUCCAAGGGUGCUACCCUCUUGACUGGUGGUAAGCGUGACAAGGCCUUUUUUGAUCUAACUAUCCUCGAAAACGUCCCACAAACCUGCGAUGUUAGCUGCAAGGAGAUCUUUGGCCCAGUCUUUGUCAUUGAGAAAUUCACAGACUUUAAAGACGUUGUCAACCGUGUAAAUAAUUCAGAGUUUGGACUUCAAGCCGGUGUCUUUACCGAUGACAUCCAUAAAGCUCAUUAUGCAUUCAAUCAUAUCGAUGUUGGUGCUGUUGUCAUUAAUGAUAUUCCUUCUGUUCGUGUUGAUUCUCAAGCUUAUGGUGGAAUCAAAGGAUCAGGAUUAGGAAGAGAAGGUGUAAAGAAUACAAUUGAAGAAUAUACUGAAUUGAAAUUAAUGAUUAUGAAGGAUGUUGGAAAAUUAUAA
Cavenderia fasciculata is the source of this 1491-nucleotide messenger RNA. RefSeq names its product aldehyde dehydrogenase. NCBI's taxonomy places the organism in Eukaryota, Evosea, Eumycetozoa, Acytosteliales, Cavenderiaceae. The record is from RefSeq and is a predicted model, not a curated record. Bases 1 to 1491 code for a protein of 496 amino acids. The transcript has 2 exons. Gene Ontology annotation, molecular function: lactaldehyde dehydrogenase (NAD+) activity.